AUGAAAGGCUGGAGUUGCUUACUUAUCGUUUCUUCUCUUGUGUUUAGAACUUUGAGUGAAAGGCAAAGAAAGCCUUUGAACAAGUUCAUUCGUCAUUACGAACCGCUAAACUAUGCCGAAACUGAUAUAAGAGAAGCAUUUAAAAACGGACUAAACACAAAGUUCUUGGAUUUUAAAGCCCACGGAAGGGAAUUCAAACUGCGUUUAGAGCCAGACAGCGACACAUUUCACCCAGGUUUGUACACCAACAAACGAGUGAACGACCAAGUCAAAGACCACGUAAAUUCUGCUUUGGCUGGCUAUCUCGAAGGUGAACCAGACUCCGAAGCUUUCGGUUCGAUACGUAAUGGAAUCUUUGAAGGGACGAUAUUCGCGAAGGAUGAUGAGGACGAGAGCGUUAGACGAAAGAGAAAUAUAUUUUCCGAUAUUAAGUAUCGCUCGAAAAGACGUCGCAGGGAGACGAACGAAUUCGACGAGCCAGAUGAUUUUAACUUGUACGAUCAAAAAGUCAUAAAUGAUCAAAGAUUGAAGGUUUGUAACAUUUCGAUGGAGGCAGACUACUUGUUCACAGAAGCUUGGGGCAACGACACUGGUAGAGCGAUUGGUGAAAUGGUCUAUCUGGUUCGGUUGGCAAAUCGAAAGUUUGCCGAAAUGGCUAAUGAUCAGUAUUGGGUGGAAAAUGCCCCAUUUAAUGUACGGCUAAUGAUUGGUUUCAUCACUGCAUACACCUAUGACACAACUCCCAAAGAAUUAAGACCACCAAGCAUGGGCCUUGCAACUUUCCUUGAUUUCGUGUCAGACCGCAAUUAUGAAGAAUAUUGCCAGGCGUUUUUCCUUACAUAUCGAGAUUUCGAGGGUGGAUUAACAGGAUUAUCCUGGGGCCCAUCUGACGGCAGAAACCAGAGUGAUGAUCAAGGAGGAAUUUGCGAAUACAGACGCUACUUUAUUCUCAACUAUGAAAAUUUCAAUGUUCGGAAGUUGAAAAGUUACAACUCCGCCGUGAUCUCGUAUAAGUUUUUCGGCAAAAUGGCGCCUCCUAAAGUUGCAGAAUUAGCUUUCCUACGGCAAGUUGGCAGAGCUUUUGGUGCUCCUUACGAUCCACCCGAGUGUCAGCCGAGCCCAUUCAAUGGUGGCACAUACAUAAUGUCUAAUUCGGCUUCGAUUGGGCCGUAAAACAACGACAAAUUCUCACCGUGUAGCAUCCGUGCGAUCGUUGCAACCCUCAAGUCCAGCAAAGUUGACCGUCCCGUUAGAGCAGAUGCGAAUGAAUUCUUCGAGCUUAAAUGCUUGGAAACGCCCAAGAAGAUCACCGAUCGACGUCCAAGAUGCGGUGAUACCGUACGUCAGAACCAGGAGCAGUGUGACUGCGGAACGCCCGAGCAAUGCAAACUAAACGACCCGGGGGAAUGCUGCGAUCCCUCGACAUGUAAACUCAAAGCAGGCUCCUAUUGUAGCGUGAACGACGGUCCCUGUUGCGACCCAAAGACUUGCAGUCACAGGAGUUCGAAUUAUUUAUGUCGUCCUGGUGACGAAUGUGCGCAUCCGUCGCGUUGUCGUAACUUGCGUGGAUUUGACAACUACCAGUGUCCAGGUCGUGGAAAGAAAUGGGACUUCAAGCCCUGCGCCACCCAGUCCCAAGUAUGCAUAGACGGAAUAUGUUCGAAUUCGGUUUGUCGGCGUUAUGGCCUUACCGAAUGUCAAUGCUCAAGUAAAAAAUAUGAGUGUUACGUCUGCUGUAACUUCCUCGGUAGAUGUGUUCCAGCAUUAAAUAUUCCCCAGGUAACAGGAUUUCGAAAGCCGACACUGCCAACGGGAGCACCAUGCCUUAACGACACAGGAUUCUGCGAUUUAUUCCACGUUUGUCUGCGGGUUGAUUAUCGCAAGCCACUCUCAGAUAUCGGUGAUUUGUACUUCAAACGAGAAGAUGUGAAAACAAUCACGAGAAAGUAUUGGUGGGCAAUUAUGCUUGGAGCCAUGUUGUGGGUCGUUUUUAUCGUUCUCUUGAUCUUCUGCUUGAGGAAAGUUACUCCCACCAGCAUUCCGCAGCGCGAUCGACGUGGCGACAUGCCAUUGAUCGAUAGAAAUGGUAAUUGAUCAUAACCGCUAUGGUUUAUCACAAUCUCAAACAUCUGUAACCUUUAGUAGUUAGUGUUUACUGUAUGCUAUAUAUUUACCGUGCUAUUUUUCAUACUGAAGACGUUCGUAGUUUUGAAUUUCUGACAAUUCCUGCGCGAAUACGAUGGGAAAUUCUUUUCUAUGUAUCCAACAAAUUAGUUAUUUGGAAAAUUGUUUACAUUGUAUACUACAUCGUUUAUGCACUGGUUUUGCACACUUCCGCGUUAUGCAAGAAACUUAUUUUCUUCAUUGAACUAUAUAUGUAACGGAAACGCUACUUUUAUAUAAACAUGCCUCUAGUUGCACGAAACAAAAUUUUACCGGGCGAACACGCUUGUCCCACGGUAAUGUCACUCAUUUUAGUUUACUGUCGCAAAAGAAAAUUUUUUGGCCGUGCGUGGAAAGAUUGGAACUCGAAACUAAUUUAGUUGCUUGGGGUUUUCAAUUUUGGCGGGAAGUAGCUUUCACUCCAGUUAUAUGCAGUUCAAUGAUAUACCUUCGAUCUCUAUUUACCAUGGAAACGUCAUACUUUCCUCAUUAAACGUUCAUGUAUCUUAUUUGAAAAUAAAGCGUCCCGUACACGCUUUUUUAUGCUUAUCUAGGACCAACGACGCUGUAAAAGUGAGGGUCAGCUGCUAUGAAGUUAAAUAAGCCACUUAAUCUAAUGUUUUUCUUUUUGCUGUAUAAAAUUGUAGCUAAUACAAAGACGAAAAAAUUUGGGUGUGUGUUUCUUAAUUUUUGCUGGAUAAAGUUUUAAGAAAUUUCUCGAGUAAGUCGCUCAUUUUUUCCGUUGUUGGAAAUUUUUCGUGAUAAUUUCAAAGCACGAUCCUUGCAAAGACAGUCAUUGGUUCUCUCACGUGUGAAUGUUGUUUAAAUAUUUGCUUAGCAACCUUAAAUAAUCGUAAAGUUUGCUGAAGUCAUAGUCCGCACUCUAAAUAUAGAGGUUUCACAGCAGUAAGUUUUUCAUCCCUCUUCAAGGAAUGCUCUAACAUUCUAACAGCUGCCUUUUCUUUUGAGUAUAUGUCAGUAGACGAUGUAAAUUUUUUUAUAUUUCUUCAUGUUCAUAUCGUAUUGUUAUAUAGCUCGGAAUGUUUGUAUCUUUGCUACAUUAUUAAAUAAAUGCAUAUUAUACGUGAAA
Xenia sp. Carnegie-2017 is the source of this 3253-nucleotide messenger RNA. Its product is annotated as disintegrin and metalloproteinase domain-containing protein 10-like. Gene Ontology annotation, molecular function: metalloendopeptidase activity. Gene Ontology annotation, biological process: Notch signaling pathway; membrane protein ectodomain proteolysis. The record is from RefSeq and is a predicted model, not a curated record. Gene Ontology annotation, cellular component: plasma membrane. NCBI's taxonomy places the organism in Eukaryota, Metazoa, Cnidaria, Anthozoa, Malacalcyonacea, Xeniidae.